AUCUGUGCUUUCUCUCUUCACAUAGGGUCGCCUUUAAGGAGUCCAAUUGGAGACGCCGAUGUCGACAACGCGCUGCUCGGCUCGAAAUUUUGUCAUUCCGAUGAAGUGCAGAACAUGCUUCCCGACGUGUCCGCUCUGAUCCGUCUGAACACGAUUGAGUCUCAGAGCCGGGAACAGGCCCCCACAGAAAAAAGCAACUCCGACGGUGACAUCCGCGCCGAAGCGAAGAAGCGACGACAAGCAGACAUGCAUCGCACUCACAAAUGCUCUUCAAAGUAGCGGAUGGCUACAUCAAUCUGCAUUGGAGUCUCCAAUUGGUGAUCCGUUCAGCAUCGGACGAGACAGCGGACAAUCUCGUUUCUGCUGCUCGCCAGAUCAUCACCCCGUUUGCCCAGACAUCGGACUAUCCAUGGUGGCUGAAUUUGUUCGGUCUUGGGCCGUUCCUGGUCCGGCAUCCAUCCCUGAUUGCCUCCGACCCAAAGUCCGACUUACAGCCUGCUUCGAAGUAUCACUACACCCGAUACUUGUGCCACACUCUAUGCGAGAACUUGGAGCAGCGAUUAGAUCUCCCGGAAUCUGUCGACGCCCUCCAGCUGAUUUAUCGGCAUUUGCUCCAGUCUGACGAGCCACCAAGAGACCUGGUAACCCAUCUUUUGGUCCUCCGCACUCUGCAGAAUGAAACCGCCGACAUCCGCACACAUCGUUUGGUUGCCAUCGUCCAGUUUG
Mycena citricolor is the source of this 726-nucleotide messenger RNA. Lineage: Eukaryota; Fungi; Basidiomycota; Agaricomycetes; Agaricales; Mycenaceae. The record is from the annotation of a GenBank genome assembly.